Humulus lupulus (European hop) is the source of this 765-nucleotide messenger RNA. RefSeq names its product secreted RxLR effector protein 161-like. The transcript has a single exon. The record is from RefSeq and is a predicted model, not a curated record. The coding region runs from base 1 to 765 and encodes 254 amino acids. NCBI's taxonomy places the organism in Eukaryota, Viridiplantae, Streptophyta, Magnoliopsida, Rosales, Cannabaceae.
AUGGAGGAUCCUAGUAUCUAUCGGAGCACCAUCAGAGCUCUUCAAUACUUGACCAUUACCAGGCCUGACAUUUCUUACAUUGUAUCUAAGUUGAGCCAAUUUUUACAAGAUCCUAUUGUCACUCAUUGGAAAGCUUAUAAAAGAGUACUUAGAUAUCUAAAAGACACUAUUACUUAUGGUAUCUAUUUCAGACCUGGAAACUCAUGCACACUCACUCUACAGGGCUUUACUGAUGCAGAUUGGGCUAGCUGUCCAGAUGAUAGAAAGUCAACAGGAGCCUAUUGCAUGUAUUUGGGUUUGAACUUAGUAUCGUGGAGCUCCAAGAAACAACAUGUCAUUGCUCGUUCGAGUACCGAAUUAGAGUACCAUGCAUUGGCUAACGCUGCUACUGAAAUGGUUUGGCUCAAAGCUCUGCUGAAGGAAAUGAAUAUACCAGUUCAACGGCCACCAAUUAUUUGGUGUGAUAACAUUGGAGCUGCAUUACUAGCUGCCAACCUAGUUUAUCAUGCUUGUACUAAGAACAUAGAGAUAGAUGUGCAUUUUGUGAGAGAUAUGGUUCUGAAAAAAUUGAUUGACAUUCAAUAUGUGCCAACACAAGACCAAGUGGCAGAUGUUCUCACUGAAGGGCUAUCUGUGGAGAGGUUUCUAAAGUUCAGGAACAAGCUUAAGGUGGUGAGUUCACCUUUUCGCUUGAGGGAGAAUGUUGAGCCAUCUUUUAUAUCAGAUUCCCAAAGCUUCAGUGAGCAUGAGAGAGGCGUGAGUUAG